AUGUUUUUAUUCUCUAAAAAAAGCUCGAGUGAAAUCACGUCAAAGAUUGAACAAACGGUGAAUCAGGAGACGGUCGAUUGGACAAGUGUCUUUGAGAUCUGCAAACUUGUGAGUCAAAACAAGUCAGGAGCCAAAGAAGCAAGAAAGUUAUUACAAAAGAAGAUGAUGGAUAACAAUCCAAGGAUACAAAUGACAUCAUUAGAAAUAAUGAAUGCAUUAAUUGAAAAUGACUGGAGAACAAUGCAAGCUGAGGUGACGGCUAAAUCGUUUGGAGAGGAUCUCUGUCGACUUGCGAGUUCAAAGUCUAUUGAUCCUGCUGUGAUGGUUAAAUUAGCAGAAUCCCUGGACGGUUGGAUCGUGCGAUAUCAAGGAGUAUCUAAAACAGAAGCAUUGGUCAAGGCACAGGAGGAAAUUGUGAAGCAGGCGACGAUGCCAAGACGAGGCAUUCGACAGUCAUUAGAGCAACCAGAGGUGAAUAUACGAGAAAUGAUCGAAGUAGCCAAGAAUAGUGCACAGGUACUAUCACAAACCUUAUCAUUUACGGAUCCUACAAAAGAGGAUAUUUCGAAAAACACGUUGAUACAAGAAUUCUAUGCAAAAUGUAAACACGCACAAACAGCGCUCAAGGCCCAAUUAGAAACAUGUCAAGAUCCUGAUUUAAAUGCGGAUAUGUUGAAUACCUUUUAUGAAUUGGAUCAUUGCUUUAAGACAUAUGAGUCUAUGCUUGAACAACAAAUGGUUCAUCGAGCCAUGGUUGAUUCUCAAACAAACCAUCGCACGACACAGGUUGAGUCAUCUACCUCUUCUUCUUCUAUGCAACCAAGUGCAUUUAAUCCAUUUUCGGAUGAUUAUCAAGUGCAGCAUUCUCUAGCAAAAAACCAAGAAUAA
Molecule: messenger RNA, 888 nt
Organism: Rhizopus microsporus ATCC 52813
Lineage: Eukaryota; Fungi; Mucoromycota; Mucoromycetes; Mucorales; Rhizopodaceae
Exons: 9
Coding region: 1-888 (295 amino acids)
Biological process (GO): actin filament organization; endocytosis; actin cortical patch localization
Cellular component (GO): actin cortical patch
Molecular function (GO): ubiquitin binding; phosphatidylinositol binding
Source: RefSeq, a predicted model, not a curated record